Sphaeramia orbicularis (orbiculate cardinalfish) is the source of this 1346-nucleotide messenger RNA. RefSeq names its product esterase D/formylglutathione hydrolase (gene esd). The record is from RefSeq and is a predicted model, not a curated record. Gene Ontology annotation, molecular function: S-formylglutathione hydrolase activity. Gene Ontology annotation, cellular component: cytosol. The transcript has 9 exons. The coding region runs from base 142 to 990 and encodes 282 amino acids. NCBI's taxonomy places the organism in Eukaryota, Metazoa, Chordata, Actinopteri, Kurtiformes, Apogonidae. Gene Ontology annotation, biological process: formaldehyde catabolic process.
UCUACGUCAUCACGUCGCCUUACGUUCUGUACGUCGCUGGACUUUGACACACGCUGUGGACGAGCUGCAACUGGAGUGGAAGUUAGCAAACCACAGAAACAAGACUGUUCUACUAAAUAGCACCACUCAUUAAGGUCAAACAUGGCUCUCACACAAGUGUCCUCCAACAAAUGUGCCGGUGGUUUCCAGAAAGUAUUUGAACAUGAAAGCUCAGAGCUGAAGUGUAAGAUGAAAUUUGCCGUCUACCUGCCUCCAAAAGCUGAGACGGAGAAGUGUCCAGUGAUGUACUGGCUGUCUGGGUUGACGUGUACGGAGCAGAACUUCAUCACCAAGGCGGGCAGUCAGCUGGCCGCCGCAGAACACGGCAUCAUCAUUGUCGCUCCAGACACGAGUCCACGUGGCUGUAACAUCGAAGGCGAGGACGAGAGCUGGGACUUCGGCACCGGAGCCGGUUUCUACGUGGACGCCACCCAGGACCCCUGGAAGACCAACUACCGCAUGUACUCCUACGUGACGGAGGAGCUCCCGAAGCUGAUCAACGCUAACUUCCCCACCGACCCGGACAGGAUGUCCGUCAGUGGUCACUCCAUGGGCGGACACGGAGCGCUCAUCUGCGCCCUGAAGAACCCUGGGAAAUACAAGGCCGUGUCUGCGUUCGCUCCCAUCUGUAACCCGGUCCAGUGUCCGUGGGGACAGAAGGCCUUCACUGGAUACCUGGGCUCAGACCGGACCACGUGGGAGGCAUACGACGCCACGGUCCUGGCGGCGUCGUACUCGGGACCUCAGCUCGACAUCCUGAUCGACCAGGGCCGAGACGACCAGUUCCUGUCUGCCAGUCAGCUCCUGCCCGACAACCUGAUCGCCGUCUGCUCCGAGAAGAAGAUCCCAGUGGUGUUCAGGCUGCAGCCGGGCUACGACCACAGCUACUUCUUCAUCUACUCCUUCAUGAACGACCACAUCAAACACCACGCCAAGUUCCUCAACGCCUGAAGCCCAGCGGAGGCAACGACCGUCAGAUCAGCGCCGACGCACAGGACGAAGCCCACCCAGACUAGAACCGAAGUGGACCCAGACUAGAACCGAACCCAAACUAGAACUGAACCCAGACUAGAACCGAACUGAACCCCUAAGGUUUAAUAGUUUAACUCCAGCUGCAGCCGUUUUCAGUCAGUUUUAUUUCAGUGUCUUUGUUUCAUGUGAUUUAAAUUCAGUCUGAUUUGUUUAAACUCGUCCAUGUUUCAUUAUUUGCGUCUGAUCAUGUGAUUGUCGGUCGGUGUUUGUUUGUUUGGUGCACAGGCCGUCGGUGCCACAGCUGUAUUUUCCAAAAUAAACUCUUGAAAUAUUCA